Messenger RNA from Epinephelus lanceolatus (giant grouper), 1315 nucleotides. Its product is annotated as von Willebrand factor C domain-containing protein 2-like. Gene Ontology annotation, molecular function: protein binding. Gene Ontology annotation, cellular component: AMPA glutamate receptor complex. Gene Ontology annotation, biological process: negative regulation of BMP signaling pathway. The record is from RefSeq and is a predicted model, not a curated record. Lineage: Eukaryota; Metazoa; Chordata; Actinopteri; Perciformes; Serranidae.
AGCAGGCGCAGCAGCGCAACACACACACAGAUGGUUAAUGUCGGUGUCGGUGCAGGUAACCUGUUCACCAUGAGCCACCGGCACCGUUCGCGCUGCCUCUCCAUCGCCCUGCUGCUGUUUCUGUUCCCAGCUCACGGUCCGAGACGCACAGCGGAGCUCGCGGUGGCGGCGGAAUACUCCUCCAAAACCGACUUGGACUACGAGUUUGGGGACUACCGGGGAAAGUGGUGCAUCGACGACCACGGGUUUGUUUACGGAAUCGGAGAGGUUUAUUACCCGAGCACCACGGCGUGUCCGUGCACGUGCACCGUGGACGGUCCCGUGUGCGUCCGACCCAAGUGUCCACGCAUCCACCCCCGGUGCACGCGGAUCAGAUACAGGGCAUGUUGUCCGGUGUGCGAGGCUGUGGCCAGGGUCUGUGUCUACGGGGGCAAAACGUACCGGCUCCUGGAGGAGUUCAGGCUGUCAAGGUGUGAGCGAUGUCGCUGCGAGGCCAAUAGAGAGGUGUACUGCAGCAUUUCGGACUGCCCUGCCCCUCACUGCGUCAACCCCACCUAUGAACCCAGCCACUGCUGCCCCAUCUGUAAGACUGGUCCAAACUGCUUUGCUGGGAACAGGGUGAUUCCAGCGGGGGAGCGUGUCAACAUUGACGAGCAGACAGUAUGCUACUGCACCUACCGGGAUGGGACGUGGCACACCCAUCCUCAGGCCACCUGUGAACGGCGCCCCCAGCCCAGCCCAACACCCAGCACCCACACCAAGCCCCCCGAUGACAAGGAUUUUAGCGGGAAAGCAGGGAAGCCGUUUAUUCCCAGACUAGAUGUGAUACCAUGAAGUGGAGUGUAAAAUAACAAUUUCAUAGAGACAAAGCCAGUCAGCUGGUACAAAUAAACUAAACUAACUAAAAGUUGUAUGUAUUAGUAUCAGAAUAUCUAAAUUUAUAUAUAUAAUUGCCUGAAGAAAUGUGGGAUAAUCUGCAGGGUUGUUGGUGUUGGAGGUGAAAUUAGCAACAUCCUAAGAAAAAAAAGACUUUCUAUUUUUUCCAUUUUCAUAUUCACACAUUUUCCAUUUUAAUUCACUUAUUCAAUUGUCCCAUAUUUAAAUACAGUGGCAGAUUUACCAUCAGUAUUCUGAAUCAUUUUUUAAACAAUUGCUCUUUGAUUUCAGUAGAUAAAAGUAGGCUUCUCAUUUCCAUCAAUUUUGCCACCAUAGACCUUUUUUAAGGCAGACAUUUUGACAUGUCAUAGAAGGAAAAUCACUGGUGUAAUUUUAAAGUGAAAUUUUGUUCAUAGCUUUAGUUAGUAUUGUUGAGUCG